CUUUUGUGCACAGAGAGGCUCAGAAAGAAAGUUCAGAUAGACUUCCAUUUCCAUCGAAAAAGCUCAGAUAUGGACGACGGCAUGACAGGCUUUUACAUAAGAUCAGCUGGGCAUCAUGUUAAUAAUGGUGGUAGUACUGGCGGUGACAAUAAUUGUAACUCCGGAGCAAAGUGUGGGCGAUGGAAUCCCACCACCGAACAAGUUAAAGUUUUGACUGAUUUGUUCAGGUCCGGCCUCCGAACUCCCAGCACGGAUCAGAUUCAGAAGAUUUCUUCUCAGCUUAGCUUUUAUGGUAAGAUUGAAAGUAAAAAUGUUUUCUACUGGUUUCAAAACCAUAAAGCUAGGGAAAGACAAAAGCGUCGCAAAGUUUCUGUUGAUGAGAAGGAUGUGCUUCGCAGAUUGGACAAAUUUUCUUCUAAAAAACAUUAUCUAGAGGUUAACCAUGUAUCUGCAGAUGAGCCUGAAAGGGUGAUCGAGACUCUUCAACUUUUCCCGUUAAACUCCUUUGAAGAAGAAGAACCACAGAAGCUGAGAUUGCAUGCAAAUGAGUGCAGGGAGAGCAAGACAACAAUUUCGUAUAAAAUUGGAACAGAAAUAGAUCCGCCAUUGGAUCUGCGUUUAAGCUUCUUGUAAAAGAAGAUUUACAUCAAUCUUACAAAAAAGACGAAAAAUAUUAGGUUUAAUUAACAUCAAGGGUGUGAGAGGUCAA
This is a messenger RNA of Mangifera indica (mango), 709 nucleotides long. RefSeq names its product WUSCHEL-related homeobox 7-like. The transcript is spliced from 2 exons. Bases 70 to 633 code for a protein of 187 amino acids. The record is from RefSeq and is a predicted model, not a curated record. Gene Ontology annotation, biological process: plant organ development. NCBI's taxonomy places the organism in Eukaryota, Viridiplantae, Streptophyta, Magnoliopsida, Sapindales, Anacardiaceae. Gene Ontology annotation, molecular function: DNA binding; DNA-binding transcription factor activity.